AUGCUUGUUGUUGAAAGUUCUUUCCCACACUGCACCCCUUUUUCUGCUUCUUUUCCUUUGUAUACACAGCUGAAGAAGCCCUCGUCCCAUCUCUGUGACAGAGCGGUGCACUUCCAUGUGAUGAGCCUGCAGGACUGCUUCCUAGUGUGGGUCGGCUUCUCUCCCAGCCUGAGGAACCUGGCGAUGGCCAUGUGCAGCAGAUAUGACACGGUACCAUUGUCUACUUUGAUACUUGGAGACAAGUCUGAUCCUACUUCAAGUUCUUUUGCACAGAGGUUGGCAAUGAAGACUAAAAAGCAAGUGUUUGUUAGCAUCAGCAUUCCAACAACUGACAGCCAGCUAUUGUUGCUGAUCGAGAAACGAAUCAAGCAGGAAAUGGAGACCUUUCCUGAAAAGUUUUAAAGGACAGAAUGUUACACUGACCAGGUACCUAACCCUGCCUGUGCAGAUCUACAGCGCCAUCACGGUCAUUGGAAGUCAAUGAGGAGCAGCAGAGAGUGCUGGGAAAAGAAGCCAGUAGAAGCUGAUUACGUACCAAAGACCAAAUGCAUAACAUUAGCCCCUAUUACCAGAUUUAAAUGUAUUAGGGGAUUCAAGGGAUAAAGCUCACAUUUUCAAAUAAGA
Messenger RNA from Rana temporaria (common frog), 624 nucleotides. Its product is annotated as proteasome assembly chaperone 4-like. NCBI's taxonomy places the organism in Eukaryota, Metazoa, Chordata, Amphibia, Anura, Ranidae. The coding region runs from base 1 to 402 and encodes 133 amino acids. The transcript is spliced from 2 exons. Gene Ontology annotation, biological process: proteasome assembly. The record is from RefSeq and is a predicted model, not a curated record.